Messenger RNA from Panicum virgatum (switchgrass), 1043 nucleotides. RefSeq names its product prostatic spermine-binding protein-like. Lineage: Eukaryota; Viridiplantae; Streptophyta; Magnoliopsida; Poales; Poaceae. The record is from RefSeq and is a predicted model, not a curated record. The transcript has 3 exons. Bases 253 to 756 code for a protein of 167 amino acids.
AGCCACCACCGCUGGGGCCCACCCGCCAGAAACCCGCUCGCCCGGCGCCACGCGAGCGCCAAAACCCUAAGCACGCGCUCACACGGCGCGGCACCCGCAACCCCACCCCACCCGGCGCCCGAGCACAAAACCCUAACCCCCCCAUCCCGCCACUGCUAUUAAAGCGUGCGUCCAAGAACGGCGCUGCGGCUAGGCGACCGCAUCCGCAUCUCCACCCCCUCCUCACCGCUCGCGCACGAGGCGAAGGCAGCGAUGGCGACGGCGACGGCGGCUGGUGGACCCGACAGGAUGGCGGCUCCGGCGACGGCGGCCGGGCUCACCGGCGCUGUUGCCGCCCAGAGGUUGCUGAGCCUGCUGGCUCUUGCGAUUCAAGCUGUAAACAAUGGAGUGGAAAUAUUGAAUGAAGACCAGAGGGCAAUUUACAAGCUACUUGGUAGAACUAAAUCUGAAAAAGUUCCUGAGAAUAAGGAUGCUGGGUCAGAUGAUGAUGAUGAUGACGACGAUGAAGACGAGGAUGAUGAAGGGGGUGAUGACGAUGAUGAUGCUGAGGAGUACUCCGGGGAUGAAGGGGGUGAUGAUGAUGACGAUGACGAAGAAGAUCCAGAGGCAAAUGGUGAAGGAGGGAGUGAUGACGAUGAUGACGGGGAUGAUGACGACGGUGAUGAUGAUGGUGAGGAUGACGACGACGAUGAUGAUGGUGAGGAUGAUGACGACGACGACGAUGAGGACCAGCCGCCAGCCAAGAAGAAGAAGUGAUUUGUCGAUUACACACCUGCAUCCACCUCCUUGGCUGUUUCAUGCUGCUACCUGUGUUGUUUAGAUGUUGGAGCAGGUUUGGAACCAAUGUAGCUUUGUCAGUGUCUCGAUAGUGUAGGACAAUUUGACAUCUGAUGUUAAAUUGUUAUCUUGUGUUUUCCCCUUUGUGCAUGAAGUCUUAUUGUGUGUUCUGGGUGGGGAUCAUUUACAAUUAUUGGAGCUGUGAUUCUGUAUCAUGCCAUUCAAUCUCAUUCUAAACCAGGUAUUCACUGGUUUUGCUUCUGACA